UAUUUAUAAUUUGGGACACACCUCCUGUCUUACAGCAAGCCAAGAAAAGGCUGUAUAUACUUAGUACUGGUAUAUACACACAGUUGGAGCACUUAUCUCAUGAAUGUAUAAACACAGUGUAGACCAUAUGUCACAAUAUACACAAAAGCAUUCAGGUACUGAGGCACACUGACAAAGUUCAUAAAAAUACACGGACACCGUAUUUAGUAGCCACACCCACUUCACUCAUAGUCAACAAACAAAAACAAAUUACAUAUACAUAUACAUGUGUCUGCUCCACAUGAGGAAAUGGGGUUAGAAGAGGAGCUUCUGAAGAUUGGAAGAAGGCUGGAAAGGAGAUUCAGCGAGGCAAACACAGACCAUAUUCUGGAAUUGCUAAAGGAGUUGCAGGCAUUUGAAGUCACAGUCCCCCUCCUGAGGAGCACAAGAAUUGGUGUAACUGUGAAUAAAAUAAAGAAGAAGAGUGAUGAGCGAAAGGUGACAGAGCUUGCCAAAGCCAUUAUCAAGGACUGGAAGAAAAUACUGGAAUCCUCAUACAAAGAUAAAGGCACAAAAGCAACUGCAGAUUUGGUCAAACCAACCCAGUCAGAUUCUGUUAGGAUUUCAUCUCCUGCCUUUAAAAAUCUGCAUUUGGAAAGACCCAGUCAGGGCCCUGCAAGUCAUCAACCAUCACAUAUUCAUGAAGCUAUCCAUAAGGAGCCCAAAUUAAAAAGGAGUUACUCAGCAGAUAUUCAGCCUUUCAUCCAGACAGAAAAGAAAAAGGAGAGGAGUCACUCUACUACCAUCCAGCCCUCUUUGCACAUUGUAAAGAAGCGAGAAAGAACCCACUCUACCAGUGAUAAAUCCUCCUUCCAUGCCACAAAGAAACCAGAAAGAGUUCACUCUACUGAUGUCCAGUCCUCCUCUCAUAAUACAAAUAAACUAGAAAGGAAUCACUCUACUGAUGAUAAGUCCUUGUGCCACACUUCAAAGAAACCAGAGAGUUUGCUGCUCUUUUGUAGGAGUCACUCUACUGAUGUUCAGUCCUCUUUACACACUGCAAAGAAACCAGAAAGGAAUCACUCUACUGAUGAUAAGUCCUUGUGCCACACUUCAAAGAAACCAGAGAGGAGUCACUCUACUGAUGUUCAGUCCCCUUUAGACGCUGCAAAGAAAACAGAAAGAAAUCACUGUAGUGAUGCUCAAACCUCUGUUCAGACUACAAAGAAACCAGAAAGGAGGCACUCUCUCAGCUCCCCACUCCCAUCUCCUACAUCCUGUAAGAGUCCCACUAACACCAAAGAGGAGAGUAGAAAACCCUCUGCAAGCUCACCAGUUCAACCCACUCGGAAUGGAUCCACAAAACCAAUUACUGAUGCUGGAAAAGAAGGAGCUAGUGGCGGGCAGAUGGGAUCACCUGCAGACGUCCAUUCGCAAUCACCCUGUUUGUUAAGCCCUUGCUACUUGACUGGUGAUCCAGUAAGGGACAAAUGUGUGGAUAUGGUGGCCUCAGCUCUGAAGACUGAUGAUGAUUAUAAACAGUUUGGAACAAAUUGUGAGAGACUUGCAUGGGAAAUCGAGGAAUGUAUAUACAGAGAUAUAAAAGCCACUGAUAUGAAGUACAGAAAUAGGAUCAGAAGUCGAAUAAGCAAUCUUAAGGAUCCGAAGAAUCCUAAUCUGAGAAAGAACGUACUUUGUGGUGUGGUGACACCACAGAACAUUGCUACAAUGACAGCAGAGGAGAUGGCAAGCGAUGAGCUGCGGGAACUGAGGAACACUAUGACACAAGAAGCCAUCAGAGAGCACCAGAUGGCAAAGACUGGAGGUACUACUACAGAUCUACUACAGUGCGAAAAGUGCAAAAAGAAGAACUGCACCUACAACCAGGUGCAGACCAGAAGUGCUGAUGAGCCCAUGACAACAUUUGUCUUGUGUAAUGAGUGUGGAAAUCGCUGGAAGUUUUGCUGAUGAGUUUCCAGCUUCAGUACUACAUGCAGUGCUGCGUUUUAAUGGCCUCCAAAGAGCAGCGUUCUUCUGACUCUUAUGUUUCAUGUCCCUGUCUCCAUUUUUUCUGUCCUAAUUUGUCUCUGUCUGUACAUUAUAUCUUCUAAAGCUUUUUUUUCCUCUCUCUCUUUCCUCCUCUCUAACUCAUUUUAAAGUAUUCUCAUAAAACCAUAAUCAGAGUGGCAAUGGUACCAGCUAUGUCCAAGAUUAAACAUUGGAAAUUGUACCCUA
Messenger RNA from Xenopus tropicalis (tropical clawed frog), 2214 nucleotides. RefSeq names its product transcription elongation factor A (SII), 3 (gene tcea3). Gene Ontology annotation, biological process: DNA-templated transcription; transcription elongation by RNA polymerase II. The coding region runs from base 289 to 1947 and encodes 552 amino acids. Gene Ontology annotation, molecular function: nucleic acid binding; zinc ion binding. Gene Ontology annotation, cellular component: nucleus. The transcript is spliced from 23 exons. Lineage: Eukaryota; Metazoa; Chordata; Amphibia; Anura; Pipidae. The record is from RefSeq and is a predicted model, not a curated record.